Messenger RNA from Serinus canaria (Common canary), 6912 nucleotides. RefSeq names its product transient receptor potential cation channel subfamily M member 3 (gene TRPM3). Gene Ontology annotation, cellular component: membrane. The coding region runs from base 1 to 4944 and encodes 1647 amino acids. NCBI's taxonomy places the organism in Eukaryota, Metazoa, Chordata, Aves, Passeriformes, Fringillidae. The transcript has 25 exons. Gene Ontology annotation, molecular function: monoatomic cation channel activity. Gene Ontology annotation, biological process: monoatomic cation transmembrane transport; protein tetramerization. The record is from RefSeq and is a predicted model, not a curated record.
AUGAACCAGACCGAGGCACCCCGGCCGCUCAACUGGACCAUCCGGAAGCUGUGCCAUGCCGCCUUCCUCCCCUCUGUCAGACUCCUUAAGGCACAGAAAUCAUGGAUAGAAAGAGCAUUUUACAAGAGAGAAUGUGUCCAUAUCAUACCCAGCACCAAAGACCCCCAUAGGUGUUGCUGUGGGCGUCUAACAGGCCAGCACAUUGGACAGCCUCCAAGCACCUCCGUUACUCAGAAUGAGAAGAGUGAGACCAGGCUCGCUCGCAAUGACAUCCAGUCGGAGAAGUGGUCCAUCAGCAAGCACACGCAGCUCAGCCCGACGGACGCCUUUGGAACCAUUGAGUUCCAAGGAGGAGGCCACUCCAAUAAAGCCAUGUAUGUACGUGUGUCUUUUGACACAAAGCCUGACCUUCUUCUGCAUCUGAUGACCAAAGAGUGGCAACUCGAGCUCCCCAAACUUCUCAUCUCUGUGCACGGGGGCCUUCAGAAUUUUGAACUUCAGCCAAAACUCAAGCAAGUCUUUGGAAAAGGACUUAUCAAGGCUGCAAUGACAACUGGAGCAUGGAUAUUCACUGGAGGAGUAAACACAGGGGUCAUUCGGCAUGUUGGAGAUGCCCUGAAAGAUCAUGCCUCAAAAUCUCGAGGGAAGAUCUGCACCAUCGGUAUAGCUCCCUGGGGGAUUGUGGAAAACCAAGAGGAUCUGAUUGGCAAAGAUGUGGUCCGACCAUACCAGACAAUGUCCAACCCCAUGAGCAAGCUGACAGUACUCAACAGCAUGCAUUCUCAUUUUAUUUUGGCUGACAAUGGUACUACUGGUAAAUAUGGAGCAGAGGUAAAGCUUCGUAGACACCUGGAAAAGCACAUUUCACUUCAGAAGAUAAAUACAAGAAUUGGCCAAGGGGUUCCAGUGGUGGCCCUUAUUGUGGAAGGAGGUCCCAAUGUCAUCUCCAUUGUCCUGGAGUACCUGCGAGACACUCCUCCUGUUCCCGUUGUGAUUUGUGAUGGCAGCGGCCGAGCAUCUGACAUCCUUGCCUUUGGCCACAAAUACUCUGAAGAAGGAGGACUUAUCAACGAGUCUUUGAGGGACCAGUUGCUAGUUACCAUCCAGAAGACUUUCACAUACACCCGAACCCAGGCACAGCACCUCUUCAUCAUCCUCAUGGAGUGCAUGAAGAAGAAGGAGCUGAUCACAGUUUUUCGAAUGGGAUCAGAAGGACACCAGGAUAUUGAUUUAGCUAUCCUGACAGCACUACUAAAAGGAGCUAACGCGUCUGCUCCCGACCAGCUGAGCCUAGCACUAGCCUGGAACAGAGUAGACAUCGCCCGCAGUCAGAUCUUUAUUUACGGGCAGCAGUGGCCGGUGGGCUCCCUUGAGCAAGCAAUGCUGGAUGCACUGGUGUUGGACAGAGUGGAUUUUGUGAAAUUACUCAUAGAAAAUGGAGUAAGCAUGCAUCGUUUUCUCACCAUCUCCCGGCUAGAGGAAUUGUACAAUACGAGACACGGACCAUCCAACACUCUGCAUCAUCUAGUCAGGGACGUGAAAAAGCGAGAAUAUCCAGGUUUCGGUUGGAUCUAUUUUAAGGGAAACUUACCUCCCGAUUAUCGGAUAAGCCUGAUUGAUAUUGGGUUGGUGAUAGAGUACCUGAUGGGAGGAGCGUAUCGCUGCAAUUACACCCGAAAGCGGUUCCGAACACUCUACCACAAUUUGUUCGGGCCCAAGAGGCCGAAAGCUCUGAAGCUGUUGGGAAUGGAGGAUGAUGUCCCUCUGCGUCGAGGGAGAAAACCAACAAAGAAAAAAGAAGAAGAAGUUGAUAUUGAUAUGGAUGACCCUGAGAUCAAUCACUUUCCCUUCCCAUUCCAUGAGCUGAUGGUGUGGGCUGUGCUGAUGAAACGUCAGAAGAUGGCCCUCUUCUUUUGGCAACAUGGGGAAGAGGCUAUGGCUAAAGCUCUGGUGGCCUGCAAACUCUGCAAAGCCAUGGCCCACGAAGCAUCAGAAAACGACAUGGUGGAUGACAUUUCCCAAGAGCUGAACCACAAUUCCAGGGACUUCGGCCAGCUGGCGGUCGAGCUGUUGGACCAGUCGUACAAGCAGGACGAGCAGCUGGCCAUGAAACUGCUGACCUACGAGCUGAAGAACUGGAGCAACGCCACGUGCCUGCAGCUUGCCGUGGCAGCCAAGCACAGGGACUUCAUCGCUCACACCUGCAGCCAGAUGCUGCUCACUGACAUGUGGAUGGGUCGCCUCCGUAUGCGAAAAAAUUCUGGCCUGAAGGUAAUUCUAGGAAUUCUACUUCCUCCUUCAAUCCUCAGCUUGGAGUUCAAGAACAAAGAUGAUAUGCCCUACAUGACCCAGGCCAACGAGAUCCAUCUUCAAGAAAAAGAUCCAGAGGAACCAGAGAAGCCAGUGAAAGAAAAAGAUGAGGAAGACAUGGAACUCACUGCAAUGCUCGGACGGAGCAAUGGAGAGUCCUCAAGAAAGAAGGAGGAUGAGGAAGUUCAGAGCAGACACAGAAUGAUCCCCAUUGGAAGAAAGAUUUAUGAGUUCUACAAUGCUCCCAUCGUGAAGUUUUGGUUUUACACCAUCCUCAUGUCAGAGCCUGGCAAACUGCUGCAAAAAGUCAAAGUUUGGCUCCAGGAGUACUGGAAUGUUACCGACCUCAUAGCUAUCCUCCUGUUCUCCGUGGGGAUGGUUCUCCGCCUGCAAGACCUUCCUCUCCGGAGCGACGGCCGCGUCAUCUACUGCGUCAACAUCAUCUACUGGUACAUCCGGCUGCUGGACAUCUUCGGCGUGAACAAGUACCUGGGGCCCUACGUCAUGAUGAUCGGGAAAAUGAUGAUAGACAUGAUGUACUUUGUCAUCAUCAUGUUGGUGGUUCUGAUGAGCUUUGGUGUGGCAAGACAGGCAAUUCUCUUCCCCAAUGAGGAGCCUUCAUGGAAGCUGGCGAAAAACAUUUUUUACAUGCCUUACUGGAUGAUCUAUGGGGAAGUGUUUGCAGACCAGAUAGACCCACCUUGCGGUCAAAACGAAACCAGAGAAGAUGGCAAAAUAAUCCAGCUACCUCCCUGCAAGACAGGAGCAUGGAUCGUUCCUGCCAUCAUGGCCUGCUACCUCUUGGUAGCAAACAUCCUUUUGGUGAAUCUCCUUAUUGCGGUUUUCAACAACACAUUUUUUGAAGUCAAAUCUAUAUCGAACCAAGUUUGGAAGUUUCAGAGGUACCAGCUCAUCAUGACAUUCCAUGAAAGACCUGUUCUCCCACCACCUCUGAUCAUUUUCAGCCACAUGACAAUGAUAUUUCAACACCUCUGCUGCAGAUGGAGGAAGCAUGAAAGCGACCCCGAUGAGAGAGACUAUGGACUGAAACUUUUCAUAACUGAGGAUGAAUUGAAAAAAGUCCAUGAUUUUGAAGAGCAGUGCAUAGAAGAGUAUUUCAGAGAAAAGGAUGACAGAUUCAAUUCCUCCAAUGAUGAAAGAAUCCGUGUCACUUCAGAAAGGGUGGAGAACAUGGCCAUGCGACUGGAAGAAGUAAAUGAGAGAGAGCACUGCAUGAAGGCCUCUCUGCAGACUGUUGACAUCAGGCUUGCUCAGCUGGAAGACAUGAUGGGACGAAUGGUGACUGCCUUGGAAAAGAUGGCUGGCAUUGAGAGAGGCGAGACAACCAAGAUCCGAUCCAGGACCUCAUCCGACUGCACUGAUGCAGCCUACAUUGUGAGGCAGAGUAGCUUCAACAGCCAGGAAGGAAAUGCCUACAAGCUUCAAGAGAGCAUUGAUCCCACAGGAGAGGAGUCCAUGUCCCCAACAUCACCUACGAUCACACCCCGCUUGCGAAGCCACUCCUUCUAUGCAACAAAUAUGAAGGACAAGUGUGGGUUGGAAAAGUUGGAAAGUAUUUUUAAGGAAAGAUCUCCAAGCCUGCAUCGGGCAAUCAGCUCCCACUCGAUAGCAAAAGAAGGAAAGGCUCCUCUUCUACCCCCUACCAGCACCUUGUCAAUCGCCCCAGACUCCAGAAGACCGUCGUCCUGUAUAGACAUCUAUGUUUCUGCCAUGGAUGAGAUGCAUUCUGACACAGAACCUCUCGAGAGCUCCAUAAAUAUUCUUGGUCCGGAAGAUGCAGCUCUGCCAGCCCACAUAGCCUCUUCCCUUUUAACCAAUAGUGCAUACAUCAGCAGUACAGCUGGUGAAAAGAUCUCUGGCAGGAGUCUUGAUUAUGAGGAAACUUCUGGAAUAGAAACAAGAGCAUUUUCUUCAGACUAUUCACAAAUCACAGACUGCCAAAUCCCGUGGGAUUCAGACCCUCCCUUGUACCAUACUUUAGAGCGAUCGAAGAGCAGUCGUUACCUGGCUACUACUCCGUUUAUUCUGGAGGAAACACCAAUUGUGAAAUCUCACAGCUUCAUGUUCUCUCCUUCUCGAAGCUACUUCAGCAGCCUUGGCGUCCCAGUCAAAACAGCAGAGUACACAAGUAUUACAGAUUGCAUAGACACGAGGUGUGUGAGCGCUCCCCAGGCCAUUGCAGAGAGAGCCAGCUUCCCUGGAAGUCUCAGGGGCAAAGUGGAAGACUUGGGAUGCUGCCACCCAGAGAGAGAAGCUGAACUAACCCACCCAAGCUCUGAUCAUGAGGAUAUUGAGGUCAAAGACAAGAAGGGAAUCCCCUUAUCUCCUCAAGACAGCAGUGCUUCAACAACUCUGCCCAACAGCAUCCCACUCCCAAAAAUAGAGCGAGCCAACAGCUACUCUGCAGAGGAGUCCAACGUGUUGUACGCACAGCACACACGAAAGAGCUACUCCAUCAGUGACAAACUUGACAGGCAGCGAAACACGGCAGGUCUGCGGAACCCCCUGGAGAGGAGCAAGUCCUCGAGGCCAGAGGGCAGAGGGGACAAUCUGUCCAUGAGGAGACUGUCAAGAACUGGAGCCUUCUGCAGCUUUGAAAGCAAGCACAGCUAGGCUCAUACAAAGCUGACCAGCAGCCUAAGGGUCAUCUGCUUUUCAGCCUGUUUUUCUUAGCAGAAUUUUUGAAAAACCCUCACAUCACCCCAUGUUGAGUCCAACUGGCAUUAGCCGUGGGUCAAGGGAGCACAUUUUCAAUCUCAGCAUCACCACUGAAGUACUCCAUCUUGACCCAGUUGACAUUUGCACUUAAGAAAAAAGGGAGGGAUGAAAGCUUUACAAAACCUUCAGUAAACAAGAGGAAUAACAAGCCCCCUUAAUGAAGUCAGAAGACAUAGAUUAAUAGCUCCAGAUAUCUGCCUUUUAUUAGAGGGCAUCCUAAGAACUUUUACCAUUAUUCAAGUUUUUAAGAUGCAGGAAUUAACUGGCAAAAAAAGAGAUGUACAAAUUAGAUGUUCCAAACUUCAAUCACAACUUCUUUUUCAUCUGUGUCACCAUUGUGAUGACUGGUGAAAAUUCUGUAGGAACUGGCAGCAAAAAACCCUAAAGUCUCCCAAGUCCCUUGCUUCCCACACUUGUAGAAAUGAAGAAAGAUGAACGUAACAACAACUAUAAAUGUUCACUUGUCUACUUUUGUAUCAACUUCUAGUGCCACAGAAAGUUUAUAUUUUCAAGAGUGGAAAGGGAAAUGAAAUGCCUUUUUUACUGCAACUUAAAUGGAAGAAGAAUUUAUGUUAAAAUGUCAGGUGAUUUCCUGUGUAAAACAGGCAUUCUAGAUUCUAGCACAGGUGAGCAAGCUCAGGAUGAAUGUAAUUAGGUGGAAUAGUAUAUAUUUAUUUUUUUACCACAUUUGUCAUCAGUAUGUUGUCUCACUAAAUCAAAGGAUAUGAUGAAACAGCAAGAAUAAGAUGAGCAGAGCAUAGUACUAGUGUCCAGUUCUCACAGCUCUGUUUAAUUCCAUAUAUAAAUUGGGGAGAUUUAUCCACCAUGCUGCUACCAGGUUCUUCUUACUGUUUCAUUUGAGCUGCCGAUUCUUCACAUCAUUCCCCCACCUAUAAAAUAUACACCUUUUUUUCCAUUUUUUUCAUGUGAACAUAGUUGUAUUUGGACUUUUUAAAUUAUACAGGAUUUAUCAAGGAGUCUGAAUCCAGAUUCACGCAAUCAGACUGAAGCUGCUUAAAUGAAAGUAUUUUUGGCAGAGGACUGGAAAACACUAGAAUUUCUAUAUGCUUCUAAGGUAAGUAAAAGAACCAAAGUGAAACUGCAAGUGUCUGUAAACAGCACAAGCCAUCAGUUGUGAGUAGGCACCCACGGUUCAUCAGCAUUUCACACGGUGAGCGCUUUUAGCGGGGGAAAGCGCAUCUGAACGGCAGUGCAGUUACGGGUUUAGGUCAAAGACAAGCGUAACUCCACUGACUCCACCCAUGCUCCAAGGGCACACAUGGUCAGCAAGAGUUUCAGACUUCUCAUGAGACAGUGUCCGGUGGUCACAGGUGGAAGGGCACACAGAAGACUGGAGAAGACUGGAGAAGCAUAAGCUGCAACUGGAAAAACAAUUCACAUUCCUUUAUGACGGCACAACUUUUAAGCUUUUAAAAAGUUGACACUAGUGCUAUCAGAAGGUAAAAUAUCUCAACAGUUACCAAUAUCUGUGUAGAACCAGCUCCUUUUUGUUAUUAAAAAUGAACAUUUGUGAGUGGGGUACAUAUUUCACAUUAUUUAAAUUGAAUUAGGCAGCUUUGAGAACACAAGCUGAUAUUUUAUCACUGAGUCCUCACUCCGGGAGACUCUAAACACCAUCUGAGACUUAAGUCCAAAAGGCAACUAAUCCAGACAGAAAAAUAAUCAUCAGCCUCAAGAAAAGAGGCAAAGAAGGUGAGAACAUUUAGUUAACAAGUCACUGCGUUGGAAGUUCAGGAAACAAGGAAAUGCAGCAAGGGGAUGUUAAGAACAAUGUGUUUCACACUUCCUGCACCAACGUGUUCCUUGCUUUCUUCUGUUUGAUCAGGCUUUCAGUGAAAUAAA